Messenger RNA from Lodderomyces pseudojiufengensis, 2280 nucleotides. RefSeq lists its product as uncharacterized. The coding region runs from base 1 to 2280 and encodes 759 amino acids. Lineage: Eukaryota; Fungi; Ascomycota; Pichiomycetes; Serinales; Debaryomycetaceae. The record is from RefSeq and is a predicted model, not a curated record. Gene Ontology annotation, biological process: regulation of transcription by RNA polymerase II. The transcript has a single exon.
AUGCAAUCAAAUGGCACUGCAAAUAAGAAUGUUAAAAGUCAGAAGGAAAAUAUAACAUCAAACUAUUUAAUCAAACCAAGGGAGGAAAGAGAUCUUGAAGAAUUAUAUCCUGAUUUAGAUGAAAAUUCACUACUACCUGUAUAUAUAAUCAAUAAUGAAACUCAAUCCAACUUAGGAGAACUACAAGAUCAAGCACAAUCAAAUCAAAUAUCCAUUCCAAAAAAUGAUCAUUUAAAAGCUCCAGUAUUUGAAAAAAUUCAACCUAUAAUACCCAACCCUAAUAUCAAAUUUAAUAGACAACUUCAAGAAUAUGGUUUUCAAGAACCAAUAAAAACAAUUGAAAAAAACAUACAAAACACGUACAUACGACCGUUUCAACUACCUUUAAAUGCAAUUAAAUCAUCAAAUGAUAUAGAAACAUUAAUCCAACAAUUUUUAGAUAAGAAAAAAUUAUUAGUUGAUUAUGAUAUGGAUGAACAAGAUUAUUUAUUUUUAAAAGAUCGUAAUUCAAAUCAUAAAAAUAUUAUAAAAAUAACACCAGAAAUAUUUGAAAUUUUAAUAAGUUUAUUAGAAAAUGAAUGGAAAUAUUUAGAAGAUCAAAUGAAAUUAAUUAAUAAUUCUUUAAAUAAUCUGUUAAAUAAUGAUUUAAAUAAUCAAAAAAUUUUAACUAUUGGUCAUAAUAAUUCAAAAUAUGGAAAUGAUGAUGGAAUUGUUCCAGGUUCAAUAUAUGAUCAAAGAUGUGCAGUAUGUAAUGAUAGUGAUUGUGAUAAUACUAAUGCUAUAGUAUUUUGUGAUGGAUGUGAUAUAGCUGUGCAUCAAGAAUGCUAUGGAGUUGCUUUUAUACCUGAAGGUCAAUGGUUAUGCCGAAAAUGUAUGAUUAAUAAAAAUAAAACAAUUCAAUGUAUUUUUUGUCCAAGUACAACUGGAGCUUUUAAACAAUCAGAUAGUAGUUUAUGGAGUCAUGUUGUAUGUGCUUUAUGGAUUAAUGAAUUGUAUUUUGCAAAUCCAAUUUAUAUGGAACCUAUAGAAGGUAUUGAAAAUAUACCUAAAAGUAGGUGGAAAUUAACUUGUUAUAUUUGUAAACAAAGAACUGGUGCUUGUAUACAAUGUGCUGGAAGAAAUUGUUUUCAAGCUUAUCAUGUUACAUGUGCUAAAAGAGCUGGACUUCAAAUGGAUAUGACAAAGGGAGUUAAGGGAGCAAUUAAUGAUAAAUCAACAAUUAGAUCUUUUUGUGAAAAACAUGGUUCAACUACAAAUUCUAAUGCUGUUUUAGAAGGUAUAUAUAAAACAAGACAAUAUUUCAAAGAUACAAAGGUAUUAAAUGAACAGAAUGAGAGAAUUAGUAGUAAUGAAAAAGUAGCAAAUAAAUUAAACAUUUUUAAAUGGCAAACUGAACAAAGUACUCCCAUAGCUCCAAAAUUAUUUAGUGAUAAAUUAAUUGAAAUAAUGUAUGAAUUAAAAGUUGAAAAUCAAAUUAGUUUACCAGAAGAAUCAACAAAUCAAGUAUUAGGGUUAAAAGUAUUACCAAAUAGAACAAAAGAACAAACUUUUAAAGAUUUACAAAAUAUUUCAAAUGAAAUUUGUAGAUAUUGGUGUUUAAAACGGGAAUCAAAGAAUGGAGCUCCAUUAGUUUCAAAAAAUAAUAAUUUAAUAUCUGCUAGUUCUAUAUUAUAUAAUUCAUCAAAUAAUUUAGAAAUUGAAACUAAUAAUGAUAAUAAUAUUGAUAAUAAUAAAAAUAAUGAAUUACAAUUAAUGAAUGAAAAACUUGAAUUUGCAAAUACUUUAGUUGAUGAUUUAAAUAAAUUAAUAACAAUUAAUUCAAUGACUGUUGAAAGACAAAAUUUAUUUAAAGAUGAAAUUAAAUUAGAUUUAGAAUGUUUAGAAAUUGAAAAUUUUCCCAUUAGUAAAAAAAUUGAAGAAAUUUUAAAUAAAUUAAAUUUUAGAUUUGAUAAUACUCAAAUAAUUUUAAAUUAUCAACCAAAAAAUAAUAAUAUAAAUUCAUUGAAACAAAUAGUUGAAAAAAAUUUAAAAUUUAAAUACAAAUCCAUUGAUGAAUUUUCAAAAGAUAUAAAUGAUUUAUCAAAUUCAAUCAGUUUUGAGAAUAAAUCAAAUUCCAAAUUUUUUAAAAAAUGGAAAAAUUGGAAAAGGGCAUUUGAUAAUGAAUUGUAUGAUUAUAAAGAAGUUUUAAAAGAUAAUGAUUUAAGUGAAAUUGAAAUUGAUGAAAUUGAAUUAAAUCAUGAAAAUAAAAUAAUGUUUAAUAAUUUUUUGAAAAAUGGUUAA